Molecule: messenger RNA, 933 nt
Organism: Salvia hispanica
Lineage: Eukaryota; Viridiplantae; Streptophyta; Magnoliopsida; Lamiales; Lamiaceae
Source: RefSeq, a predicted model, not a curated record
UGAUUCUUCCAUAGAAUUUUAAAUAAAGACAGUUGCCAAUUCUGCCACAGUCAUUAUGAAUCAAGAACGGUUUUUUCUGUGUAUAGCUUUUGUUUGCAGAGAUUCAGUUCAAGAUUGCUGCAGUGGAAUUUGACAUUGCUAUAAUGGAUUUCAAGGAGGAGAAACUAGUUAGGAUUCACAGUGAAGAAAAAAGGAAUCUUGAAGUUUUCUUGGAGAAAAAUGGGGCUGAAAACCUAGAUAAGCCACUCCCAUUGUUAAAGAACUCAGCCCAUUUAUGGAAAUGUGAAGACAAGAUUCCUAAAUUUGGUAGGGCUAAGGUUUAUCCAGAAGGGUCAAAACCAGACAAGAAAGCAAUUCUUGAUCCUGGGAGUGAAAUUGUGUUAAAAUGGAACAGAGUUUUUUUGUUUUCUUGCAUAAUGGCUCUGUUUGUGGAUCCCUUGUUUUUCUACAUGCCUUCUGUGCUAAGUCAAGACAAUUCUUCAUGUAUGCAUACAGACCUGAAUUUGGGGAUCAUAGUGACAUGUUUUAGGACAGUGGCAGAUGCAUUUUAUCUCUUACAUGUGAUUAUGAAGUUUAGGAUUUCUUAUGUAUCUCCAAGCUCAAGGGUUUUUGGCAAAGGUGAACUUGUUAUGGACCGCAAUAAGAUAGCCGUUAGGUACUUGAAGUCGGAAUUCCUCAUUGAUUUCAUUGCAGCAUUGCCUCUUCCUCAGGUUAGUCAAAUUUGCUUCAAUUGGGAGUCCUUUGCAAAGUUAAGGCCAUUUCUGUUUAGCAUGUUUGUGUAGAGAUUUAGUUUAGAGAAAUGAGGCGAUCUAUGGUAUGAAUGGUGAAAUUUGGUGGUGCUGUUGGAAAAAUCUUCAAUGAACUUUGUAAGCUUGAGUAAUUUUGUUGAAUUUGCUUUUAUUAAUAGUCCUUUGAAAAGUUAAGGCCAUUACU